This is a messenger RNA of Vicia villosa (hairy vetch), 1372 nucleotides long. Its product is annotated as protein STRICTOSIDINE SYNTHASE-LIKE 2-like. Gene Ontology annotation, biological process: biosynthetic process. Gene Ontology annotation, molecular function: strictosidine synthase activity. Bases 157 to 1308 code for a protein of 383 amino acids. The transcript is spliced from 3 exons. Lineage: Eukaryota; Viridiplantae; Streptophyta; Magnoliopsida; Fabales; Fabaceae. The record is from RefSeq and is a predicted model, not a curated record.
UAGGAAAAAGUUUAUACGUAUAGUUAUAAUUGAAUUCUAUAUAUCCUUGAAGUUGAGGAUUCUAUCCAAAGUAAAACCUAGUCCUGAGUAUCAGCACACAAAACAAUAAAACAAGUUUUAUGCAUAAGGCCUCAAAACUCUCCCCUCUAUCUUCCAAUGGCGAUAAGGCCACAACUGCACCAUCUCACGGCGGCCAUGGUGGCAGUUGUCGUCACUGCAUGGUUAGCAUACAAUCAUGUCGACAUCCCUAAAACAUCAGUAGCCUUCGGAGUUUCCGAUGUAUACGAGAUGGUUCCGAUUGAAAACGGUGGUGCAGUUGGACCAGAGAGUUUAGCUUUUGAUGCUCACGGGGAGGGACCUUACGCAGGAGUUUCUGAUGGAAGAAUUAUGAAAUGGAACAGUCUUGAAAAUCAUUGGAUGGACUUUGCGGUCACUUCUUCAAACAGAGAUGGUGAUUGUGGAGGACCAUAUAAGGAACAUUCCAAAAAAGAGCACAUAUGUGGACGCCCACUUGGGCUUUGCUUCAACACAGCAUCAGGCCAACUUUAUGUUGCAGAUGCAUACAUGGGCCUAGUAGUUAUUGAGCCCAAUGGUGGCACUGCCACAAAACUCAUAUCACAUGCAGUACAAGAUCAGCCAUUAGGCUUUACAAACAGUUUGGAUAUUGAUCAAAACUCUGGAGCAGUUUACUUUACCACCAGCAGUACUAAAUAUGAAAGAAGGAGUUACGUAUCUCUGAUUCUAAGUGGAGACAAAUCAGGGAGACUAAUAAAAUAUGAACCUAAAAGUGAAAAAGUCACUGUUCUUCUAAACAAUCUCACAUUUCCAAAUGGAGUAGCACUAAGCAAAGACGGUAACUAUAUUCUAAUAGUAGAAACUACAAGCUGUAGAGUACUAAGAUAUUGGUUACAAACAUCAAAAGCUGGAACAUUGGAAGUUUUUGCGAAUCUACCAGGUUUUGGAGACAACAUAAAACGAAGUCCAAGGGGUGGAUUUUGGGUUGGAAUUUACUCAAAAAGAGAAACAUUUAUCAAAUGGAUUCUAUCAUAUCCAUGGAUAGGAAAAGGGUUGGUUAUGCUUCCUUUGGACAUGACAAAAACUUAUUCAUAUUUGGGUAAGAUAAAAGGGAGUAGUGGAAUGGCAAUAAGGCUAAGUGAGGAGGGUGAAGUUUUGGAAGUUGUUGAAGAUGAUAGGAGUGGAUAUAGAAAGUCUAUUAGUGAUGUUGAGGAAAGAGAUGGAGUAUUAUGGUUAGGAUCUGUUGAUGCACCUUUUGCUAUUAAGUAUAAUAUUCCAAUGGCACAAGAAUAAAAGAAGAAGAAGACAUGUUAUUUAUAAAUAAUAAAUUUAAAUAAAAUUUAGUGUAAUUAGUUUG